UGUCAGCCAGCAGCUAUGGACCCCCUCCCAGAGUACUCACUGUUCCUCGUCCGAAUCCUGGAGGAGCUGGACACUAAGCACAAUACCAUGUCCUACCAGGACCUGUGCAAGUCCCUGUGUGCUCGCUUCGACCUGGUGCACCUGGCCAAGCUCCGCAGCCUGCUCUUCUACACGGCCUGCCUGGACCCCGCCUUCCCGGCCACCCUCUUCAAGGACAAGAUGCGCUGCUCCAUGGAUGACCCGCAGUCCAAGAAGCUCAUGGUGGCGGCAGACAUCGUCACCAUGUUCAACUUGAUCCAGAUGAACGGAGGCAUAGCCAAAGACAAGCUCCCUAUAGUGCACAGAGGCAAGUUCCACAAGAACCAAUCAGUGGAGCUGUGCAGGUCUGACAACGACGCCUACAAGUUUCAGGACAUGGGGGUUAGCUAUGAGCACGUGGAUCACCUCAGAGAAGGACACCAUCACCACCACCAUCACCACCGCCCCCAGCAGCACACUGUGGCUCAGAGUGCCCCGCCUUGUCCUAAAUCAUCUGAGUGCAACAACUGCCAGCAGUUUAUUCCCACCUCAGACCCUAACUUCCUUCUGGGCAUCAGCAAGGACCUGAAAUGUAGAGCAGCGUCUCUGGACAAACUUCACCAUCUGCCCCAGUACUCCAGCGGCAGUCCGCCAUCUCCCCCCUGCGAAAUGCAGAGCACCUACUUUCCAAUGGAUAUCGACAGCGAGUCCACCACCGACCAAGAGUCACUACGGCACAUUGGCCAUCCGGAGCCCUACUCUGUUCACCCCUGCAUCCAGAAGAGGAACAUCUUUAAGGAGGACUUCCACAACUUAGCGGCCUUCUCACCACAGGUCAUCACCACUGAGUGCAAACAGGGCAGUAAGGCUGCUGACGCCUACACCAGGAGGGAGCUGCACAAGCCUGCCACCUUCUUCAACCACAGCUUUGAACUGCCUUACAGCAACCCCUACUUUGAGCCGCCACUCAACUCCCCUCUGCAGGACAGACGGAGGGUAAAGCACGAGAGCCUGGACGACUUACAGGCAUCCACAUACUUCGGUCCGACCACCGUCUCUGAGUGCGUUAGCAGCAGGAAGCUCUGUCACAAAGUGGGGAAGCAGCCUGCAUGGCCAGUGAAGAGCCUCAGUCUCAACACAGACGAGGGGCCUCCAGACUUUGAGAGGUCAUUUCUGAACAGCAAACCACUGAAAGAAAACCACCAUCGCAAUAUCAGCAUCAUCAGCACCGACAACGAGCAGCAUUUUCAGAGCCCAAAGGAAAAGGUAGUCGCUUCUCCAUCUGGCUUUGCAAAGAAAACUAACGGAAUGAAAACAAAGGAUGUAGCACUGAUGGCAAGUGGACCCGCAGGUUUGGACAAAAGAGAAGUAGCCAAAAGGUUUAGAGACAAAAAUAUGAACAGUCCAUCCUUUCAGGGAGGGGACAGCUCCUCUAGUGUUGGGACUCAAACAGAGCAGGCUGAGCAGAAGAAGAUGAAGGAAUACCCGGCUAAGUACAGUGACAGAGAAAGACACACCUUCAAACACUCUGACGAAGACUCUGAGCUCAUUAGUGAUGAUAUAAGUGACAUUUUCCGUUUUCUGGAUGACAUGAGUGUUUGUGACUCUCUGGGUGUUGUCCAGCAGUCCUGCUACAACAGUAAUGGGUCUCUCUCUCAGGUAACGCUGAAGUCCGAAGGCGACAGCUCCCCUGAGCGCAACACGGUCAAACUAGCCAAGUCUAAGCUGGACCGUCUCUUCCAUUCGCUGGAAAACACAGAUGACGAGCUCAAAUCGAGUGUUUGCAAGCUGGUGAUGAGGAUCGGCGAGAUCGAGAAGAAGCUGGAGUCUCUGUCAGGGGUUCGCAGUGAGAUCUCCCAGGUGCUCUCCAAACUCAACAAGCUGGACGAAAAGAUCCAGGAGCCCGAGGCCAAUGGGAGGCACGGAGAGACGGUGUCUGCAUCUGGGUCCGGUGCCACCCCCGACAAGCCACAACCCCACCCUAACAACACCCUCUCACCUCGUGUUUUCCAGUGCCACACCACUGGCCACAAUGUCAAAAUGGACAAUGGCUCUUCGGCGGAGUGGUGCUGCUCAGACGGGAGCAACAGCGAUAGCCUCAGGGUAAAAGCUCUGAAGAAGAGCAUGUUCACCAGGAGGUCGUCCCGCUCCCUCAACGAGGAGAACAGUGCCACCGAGUCAAAGGUCUCCAGCAUCACCAACUCUCCAAGAGACUGGAGGACAGUGUCCUACUCCUGCCACCCUGGAGACGAGGGCAAGGACAAGGACCGAGACAGAGACAGAGACAGCAAGGACAGACACCGGAAAGCCAAAGAGGCAGAGCGAGAACGUCAGUACGAGCUCCCCCAGGCGCACCGCCCCCCUAAACCACCGAAGGAGUCCUACCUGAUCGAGCAGGUUUUCUCACCGCACCCCUUCACCCCCUCCAUGAAGCCCCAUGUGAAAGGCAGCCCGCUGUACACAGACCUGAGACUCACCAGCCUGUCAGACGGCAAGCGCGGCCAGCCGUCCUGGACCAUCGAGGAGUAUAAACGCAACUCAGCAGAGAAGGGGAAGCAGCUCACAGCUCUGGACCUGCAGACCCAGGAGUCCCUAAACCCCAACAACCUGGAGUACUGGAUGGAGGACGUCUAUACACCAGGAUACGAUUCACUGCUCAAGAGGAAAGAGGCAGAGUUCAGGAGGGCUAAGGUGUGUAAGAUCGGAGCGCUGAUCGCAGCCGCCACCUGCACUGUGAUCUUGGUCAUUGUUGUUCCAAUUUGCACCAUGAAAACAUGA
Molecule: messenger RNA, 2796 nt
Organism: Chelmon rostratus (copperband butterflyfish)
Lineage: Eukaryota; Metazoa; Chordata; Actinopteri; Chaetodontiformes; Chaetodontidae
Gene: minar1
Product: membrane integral NOTCH2 associated receptor 1
Exons: 4
Coding region: 16-2796 (926 amino acids)
Biological process (GO): negative regulation of cell population proliferation; negative regulation of TOR signaling
Cellular component (GO): plasma membrane
Source: RefSeq, a predicted model, not a curated record